Messenger RNA from Vitrella brassicaformis, 1474 nucleotides. Lineage: Eukaryota; Vitrellaceae. The record is from the annotation of a GenBank genome assembly.
CCCAAAAUUGUGCAUGUUUCCGCUGCUUCUGUGUGCUGGCGCUGCAUCAGUGCCACGCACAUUCGGCUGGCAGCCGCUCAUCAGACCUUUCCCUCACCUGCGACUCAUCGCACGACGACCAGAUCUGCCCCUCCUCUCAUUCGCGCACGUGCGUUGCCCUUUCUUGACCCUCACCUACAGCAACAUGGCACCGAGUGAGCAACGGGCACAGCGCACCACUCAUCCAUAGAGAUCACCUGCCUGCUGCCGCUGCCUCUGUCUGUUGUGUGUCUGUGUUGACUGACUGUUCAGAGAAAGCCCAGCGGAAGAAGGGUCGUGCCCGCGAUGAGGAUGAAGAUGAGGAGCAGGAUGAGCACGGUGAGGAGCAAGAAGACACAGACGAGCCGCCCAAGAAGAAGACCAAGCAGUCUGGCGGUGCUGGCGGUCAUCUGGAGGGCAAGGAGUGGAAGUGGGUGGUCUCCACCAGGAAGCCCAAGGCGCCCCUAUACCUCACAGUGCACAAGGUCAGCCAGGCCAGGCAGGGGAGAGAGGCCACGGUGCACAUGAUGCGUGAAGACCUAUCACCACAUUACUUACCGUCUGUCUGUCUAUUUGACGUGGUGCUGUUUUGUGGUGUGGUUGUCUGCAAUGAAUGCGUCAUUGCAUUUCAGUACAAGGAAAAGACAUACGUCUCAAUACGGGAGUGAGUAUGCGUGUGUGGCUAAGCUUGCUGUCCCAUACCUGCCUGCCACCAGUGCACUGCCUGCCUCUCUCUGUAUGUGUGUGUUGUCAUGCACAACCCAGGUACUACGUUGAUGAUGCCAACAACCACAAGCCGGGCAAGAAGGGUAUCAUCGUGGUUGUCGAUCGCUCAGACAGACAGGCAGAAGGACAUUUGAACAGCUGAAGUGAUUGAUGUCUGAGAGGGUGGAUCGCUUUCUCUUUGCCCUCUCCCUCUCUCCCUCUCUCCAUCCCUGUCUGUGUGGGACUUGCAGGUAUCACUCUCGAUGUGGACGACUUCAAAAAGAUCCAGGUAGCAAGAGGAAGGAUGUCAGCUGGACGUGACACAUGUGUGCACGUGUGUGUGUGGUCUGCAGGAGUGGGGCAAGCUGGACGAGGCCAUCGAUGGGGUGUCGGGCGCAGAAUAGAUAGAUGGGCAGAUAGCUGGGGCACGUGCUGGAUUCUCCCCCGCCCACCCCACCCACUUGCCUUCCACUGCCUCGGCCGACCAUACGUAGACAGACCGAGCAGACGACGACUUGUACUCACGUGUGGUGUGUAGAUGAGGGAGGGUGUGCCGAAUGGCCAGCUGCGUUGCGUUCCUUGUCACGUCGAACUCAUGGCUUCGGUGUGAUGGUCGAGUGCCGCGCGCGUGUACAUGCGUGUGGCACUCUUCCAUCGCAUUCCCAGGACUCUGAGAUCGGCGUGGGUGAGAAUGCACACCGACAUUCGCGGAUGCAGGCAGGGAUUGAGCGUUGUGGUCCGAGCGGCCGGG